Nymphaea colorata (pocket water lily) is the source of this 1337-nucleotide messenger RNA. Its product is annotated as peroxidase 3-like. Gene Ontology annotation, cellular component: plant-type cell wall; plasmodesma. The coding region runs from base 66 to 1046 and encodes 326 amino acids. The record is from RefSeq and is a predicted model, not a curated record. Lineage: Eukaryota; Viridiplantae; Streptophyta; Magnoliopsida; Nymphaeales; Nymphaeaceae. Gene Ontology annotation, molecular function: peroxidase activity; heme binding. The transcript is spliced from 4 exons. Gene Ontology annotation, biological process: hydrogen peroxide catabolic process; response to oxidative stress.
UGGAGCUCUCUUCACUCCGAGAGGCUCAUUUGAACUGCAAAGAUUGUGAGAGACAGAGGAGAAAAAUGAGGGAUACCAGCUCCGUUUUUCUUAUUUUCUUGGCUCUCUUAGGCCUUCUUGGUUUCUCCCAUGCUCAGCUUAAAGUUGGGUUCUAUGAUCAAUCAUGCCCAGAAGCAGAGAGCAUAGUUCAGGAGUUCGUGAAGCAGCACAUCCCCAACGCACCUACUUUGGCGGCACCAUUGCUUAGAAUGCAAUUCCAUGACUGUUUCGUGAGGGGCUGUGAUGGAUCUGUGCUGCUGAAUGCCACCGGAAACAACACCGCUGAGAAGGACGCUAUACCAAAUCAGACCCUUCGAGGCUUCGACUUCAUCGACAGAGUGAAGGCCCUGCUAGAAGCUAAGUGUCCGGGGGUCGUCUCCUGUGCAGACAUUAUUUCGUUGGUGGCAAGAGACGCAGUAGUUGUCACAGGGGGUCCAUCAUGGACAGUGCCUACAGGCCGCAGGGAUGGAACCAUUUCAUCAUCCACCGAGGCACUGAACAACAUCCCACAACCGACCAUGAAUUUUACUACCCUUACACAAAGCUUUGCAAAUAAGAGCCUUGAUGUGAAGGAUUUAGUUGUUCUCUCAGGUUCGCACACGAUCGGCAUUGGCCACUGCCAGUUCGUCACGAACAGGCUCUACAAUUUCACAGGGAAAGGUGAUCAAGACCCAUCAAUGGACCCAUUCUAUCUUGCAAAUCUGAAGCAGUUCAAGUGCAAGACCCCCACAGACAACACCACCAUCCUGGAGAUGGACCCUGGGAGCUUCCGGACAUUCGACAAGCAUUACUACACCAAUUUGGUGAAGAGAAGAGGUCUGUUCACAUCUGAUGCUAGCCUGCUGACAGACAGCACUGCUUUGUCCUACGUGAAUGAAAUACUCAAUGGUCCUCUCGAGAAUUUCUACUCCGAGUUUGCAGCCUCCAUGUUGAAGAUGAUUCAGGUUGAAGUGAAGACUGGCACCGCCGGUGAGAUAAGGAAGGUGUGCAGCAAGGUGAACAGUUAGAAGGAGGGUGUUUUCCCUUCGGUCCAGUUCUUUCGAGCCUGCAUUUUGAGCUGUGAAUAGUUUUGAAUUUUAUCAUGGCAUUGGUGUUUGUUUGGAGUAUGUGGUAGCACAUCUCACUGUGUAUCUGUUUCCCAUUCGUAAAAACGGGAGCUCGUUAGUGCCCCUCUUGGGAUUCAAAUGAAAUAAACGAGUGAUCCGUCAACCGUGGUUGUGUUUUGAAAGAAUUCAAUGUAGUUGUUCCCCAGUAUAAAGUUAAUCAAUCUUGAAUGCCGUCUUCCCAGCGUUCCCCAA